Molecule: messenger RNA, 1925 nt
Organism: Sphaeramia orbicularis (orbiculate cardinalfish)
Lineage: Eukaryota; Metazoa; Chordata; Actinopteri; Kurtiformes; Apogonidae
Gene: hexim1
Product: HEXIM P-TEFb complex subunit 1
Exons: 1
Coding region: 332-1426 (364 amino acids)
Biological process (GO): negative regulation of cyclin-dependent protein serine/threonine kinase activity; negative regulation of transcription by RNA polymerase II
Cellular component (GO): cytoplasm; nucleoplasm; nucleus
Molecular function (GO): cyclin-dependent protein serine/threonine kinase inhibitor activity; 7SK snRNA binding
Source: RefSeq, a predicted model, not a curated record
CUUGAGCAGCACACUGGACACUGUUGUGACGGCGAAACGCAGUCUAUGGGUGAACGGCAGCUCUGACAGCAUCGAAACAGUUAAUGGUAGUUAGCGACAGUUGCUUUGACAAACCCUUGGUGGAGUAACAAGUGUUUACUGUUCGGAAGUUUACUUUUAGUUACCGGGAGAUAGUUUCCAAUGUAAGACUCUGUUCAGUGAUUCAGACUUAUUUCGAAAUAAGUUUAAAAUUAAGUUUAACGUCUUUUAAAGAAGUUUUAUAGCUCCGCUUUGAGAGCUACAGCGCCAUUAAAAAUGCGUUAAAGUCGAACCUUCAGAGUCGAUCAGCAGGAUGUCAGAGUCAGCCGAGCAGAGCCAUCACCUGAAAACUUCAGGCAGCCCAUCAGGUGGGAGCAGCGGAGACCUUUUGGAGCAUCUCCCAACCAGCAACCGUGGAGGACCGGAGAACGGCGAUAGGGGGCGCCAGAGAGACAAGCAGCAGCAGCAGGCGGAGAACUGUGAAAGGGAUAUCAACACAGACAAGUUAUGGCAAAUGAAAGGCGGACAGAGGGAGGUGUGCCCUGCCUUAGCAGCCGGAAACGAGCUUCCAAAGUGCCCGAUCGCAGCUCAGCCUCACAAGAAACCUGAUGGAUAUCCAGCAGGCGGGGAGAACCACCGCGCACACGGGAACGGAGAGGACAGACCCCUGCAGGAGAGCCUGAGUGAGGUCCAGGAGGACAGUUUGCACAUCGACUCAGACACGGGCUUAGACGCGCGUCUGGGGAAGAAGAGACACAGGCGUCGGACCUCCAGGAAGAAGCGCCACUGGAAGCCUUACUUCAAACUUUCCUGGGAGGAAAAGAAAGCCCUGGAGGAGAGGGAGACGGCCAGAGCCUCCCGGAUGAGAGAGGAGAUGUUCGCCAAAGGGCUCCCGGUGGCCCCCUACAACACCACCCAGUUCCUGAUGGACGAGCACGACCGAGAGGAGCCGGAUCUGAACACCGAGUCCAGGCGGCAGUCGGUGGUCGGCGGCCGGCUGGAGGACACGGGCAGUGAGGAGGACCUGUUCGAAAACGACGAGGAGGACGACGACGACGGCAGCGGAGAAGGCAGCGACGGCAUCGGGAGGCCCGGGAACGCAGGUGGAGAGUUUCUCCAGAGAGACUUUUCCGAGACCUACGAGAUGUACCACGUCGAGAGCCUGCAGAACAUGACCAAGCAGGAGCUGGUGCAGGAGUACCUGGAGCUGGAGAAGUGCAUGUCCCGCCUGGAGGAGGAGAACAACCAGCUGAGACGCGCCAUGGAGCCCGGGGGUCCGACCGUGGAGAGCUCCCUGGCCCGGCUCCGAGAGCUGGAGAGGGAACUGGAGAGACUGAGGGCCCAGAACUCGGAGCUCCUCCUGCAGAACCAGCCGAGCGAAGACAGGGGCCAAGUCGUUACCAACUAAAGGACACACGUCACGUGGGGAAAGCCCACUUUGAGAAAGGUAAAACAAAUAUGGGACUACUGCAUUUUUAAAAUAAGUCGUCAUCAUGUUCUCUGUAAUCAGUUUGUCAUCUGGACAUUGAAGUCUUGCAUUGCAAUGCAAUAUUUGACGUUUCUUUUCUAUUUGGACUGCAAAGGUGUCCUGUUAAUUUUUUUCCAGAAGAAAUGUACAUAUUUCAAAAAUCAGAUUCUUUUUUUAUAAAGAGAAUGUAUUUGACAAUACGACGAGGCUAUUUUGUUUGUUUCCUUGGUCAACUUCGUAGGUAUAUUGACAUGCACUGUUUCAUUUUGAACAAAACAAAACAAUGUAUGUUGUAUUUUUUCCCCCGCAAAACUGAAUUCUACAUUUCAUCAAAUUGGUUCACCUUGCAACUGUUUUGCAGAAAGGAAAUUUCAUAGUGAACAUUUUAACAGUUGUGUGUUAACAUAAGUUCAAAUAAAAUUUUGAAAUUCUGUUGAAA